Messenger RNA from Bacidia gigantensis, 1311 nucleotides. RefSeq lists its product as uncharacterized. The transcript is spliced from 6 exons. Lineage: Eukaryota; Fungi; Ascomycota; Lecanoromycetes; Lecanorales; Ramalinaceae. Gene Ontology annotation, molecular function: transmembrane transporter activity. Gene Ontology annotation, biological process: transmembrane transport. The coding region runs from base 1 to 1311 and encodes 436 amino acids. The record is from RefSeq and is a predicted model, not a curated record.
AUGAACAUCUUCAUCGCUGGAUUUGCACUCGCAGGAGCCGGAGCCGGCAUAAACGAACUCACUGCACUGGCUGUAACAUCAGAACUAGCCCCCACCCGCAAACGUGGCCAAUACGUUGCAAUUCUCGUUUUCACCAUUAUUCCAUUCUGUCCAAGUGUCCUCUGGGCCCAACUUAUUGCAUCUCACGCCGGAUGGAGAUACUGUGGUGCGCUCUGUGGAGGAUGGGCUGCUGUUGGCUUGUUGAUGACAUUAAUUUUCUAUUUCCCACCUCCUCGUGUGAACUCAGAUGGCCUUUCAAGACUCCAAGUACUAAAGAAGAUCGAUUAUCUCGGCGGUUUUCUCAGUAUCUCUGGUAUGAUCUCGUUCCUCGCAGGGCUGCAAUGGGGUGGCUAUCAGUAUCCUUGGACGUCAGCUCAUGUUCUAGUUCCACUCUUCAUUGGUGCUCUUCUACUCGUGUUGUUCAUUGUGUGGGAGAUGAUAGGCGCCGAGCAUCCAAUGGUUCCGCUACACAUGAUCGAAGCCCCUCGUAUCUUCUGGCUAACAAUGCUCAUCACCUUCAUAUCUGGCGCUAACUUCUUCUCGGUUCUCUUGUUCUGGCCGACGCAAGCUUACAAUGUGUAUGGACACGACCCAAUUGGCGUUGGAAUCCGAGGACUCCCGGUCGGUUUCAGCAUUCUCAUUGGCGCAUUCGUCGUGCUGUGGCUGCUCACCCUUCUUGAUGGCCGCAAUCGCGAGCUGCUGACAGUAUGCUCGGUUCUAAUGACAGCUGGGAUCGCCUCGCUCGCGAGCUUGCGCGUGGACAAUCUACACAUCGCCUACGGGCUUCUCUGCCUCGCUGGCCUCGGCAUCGGAGGAAUCGUGGUUCCCGCAUCAAUCAUGACGGUGAUAGUCUGUCCGAACGAAUUCAUCGCAACGGUCGCGGCUCUUACGCUCGCCAUCCGCGUCAUCGGAGGUAGCAUCGGCUAUACGGUUUACUACAACGUGUUCAUCAGCAAAUUCAAAGCCAAUGCGAUCGUCUACGUUGGUGGAGCGAUGACGGAAGUCCUCCACAUCACCUCCCCCAAAGCCAUCGAAGCAGCCAUCGAGCUCACCGGCGCCGGCUUGCUGAACCAACUGCAAGCCGUUCCCGGCAUCGCCGGGAAUGAGACGGCCUACCAGGUGGUGGUGCAAGCGGGCCAAUUGGCCUUUGCGGAGAGCUAUCGCUGGGUUUACCUGGCGAGCAUUGCGUUUGGCGUGGUGGCGGUGGUGGCGAGUCUGGCCCUGCCAGACAUGAAGAAGUACAUGGACGACCAUGUGGCGGUUGUUAUGUGA